UGCCACUCUCGGCAAUUGGAAGGGGAAGGUCUGGAUCGUUUAGGCUGGAAGUAACUGAGGUGAAGUACACAUUGCGCUGUGGUUAUUAGGCUGGGCUUAUUAGGCUGUGGUUAUUAGGCUGGGCUUGUUAGGCUGGGUUUAUCCUUCUAAGCCAUCCAGCUUAUUUCAUAAGCCAGUUCGAAGCCCUGUUGUGCCCUUUCAUUCCUCCUGCCCAGGCAUCCUCCCAGUGUGAAAAGAGCUGAAACCACGGUGAUAUAAAACUUGGCUUAGAGACUGGGCAUUUGCUUCCUUUCAAAUUCCACGAUGAAAGUAAAGGCUUGGGGAGAAGACACGAUAACUCUCAUACUUUAUACCACCACACCUCGCGGCGUGUGAUAUGUGUCCCAGCAACGACGUUCCCAACAGUCUUCCACGCGUGCCUUUGUUCUGUCACAACGUGGUUUUAGAUCCUGUACCUAUGACGUAUUUGUCCAUCUCUCUGUGGGCUGUGUGUGUGUUUAUCUACUCCUUCUCCUUCUCAACGCGUCCUUUAAAAGUGCUCUUUCCAUAGGAGUUUAACCCCAAAGGUUGGCGUGGAAGCUAGCAGACAAUAGUCUUGCC
Williopsis jadinii is the source of this 600-nucleotide messenger RNA. RefSeq lists its product as uncharacterized. The transcript is spliced from 2 exons. Bases 377 to 550 code for a protein of 57 amino acids. The record is from RefSeq and is a predicted model, not a curated record. Lineage: Eukaryota; Fungi; Ascomycota; Saccharomycetes; Phaffomycetales; Wickerhamomycetaceae.